AUGUCUGCUUCACUUGGUUCGGAAUGCAACCAAGUUAAAGAGCGCUAUGAUACCUGCUUUCUCAAAUGGUAUAGCGAAAAAUAUCUCCGGGGCGUAGACUCAUCUGAUAAUAAUGAGUGCGCCGAAUUUUUCAAGGAUUACCAGAAAUGCCUGACGGUCGCGCUCAAGAAGCGAGGUAUUGAUAAGCUCCUAGAGGACGCGCGGGAAGACAACAAAGAAAAUGAUGCGGUAUACAUGGGCCGGAAAUCCUCUUCAGCGGAGCCGGCGCGGGUUUGGCCCAGUGAUUCUAUGCACCCCUUUUCCGUCCUCACCCUCGGAAUCUUCAUCGCCGGCUACAUCACUGCUCGAUGGGAUCUCGUCACUCGUCUUUACGAGCUCGCUAUAUUCGCCUGGGACUACGGAGUCGUCACACGGGCCGCUAAAGGAUUCGGUGUCCUCACUUUGAUAUUCUUUUUGCUAUUUGUGCCUGUGGAACGUCUGGCGUCGAGGGAAGCAAGCUUGCAUGAUGAGUUGAUGCGCAUAUUUUGGCCAACGGACAUUCCAAGAUCAGACCUCAGAGGCGUGGUUGUGGGCUGGAGGAAUUCUGGCUUGGAUGUCUUUGUUGUGGCCAUCCUUGAAGAAGUUGAGACGCGCAACGUCGAAAACGCCCUGAAGGUCGGGACUCUUCUCCGAAAUGCGCCCCAUCCGGUUCAUCGAAUCUACGAGCUAUGCGGCCAGUCAUCCAUGCACGUCCUCGGCGUCUCUAAUACCCCCGAUUCCGUCGAAAUCGAUCCCUCAUGGGUCCGCGUGACCUCUGGCCAGAGCUUGCGAGUUCCCAAAGUCACAUGUGCUCGAGCAACGAACAUCCAAAUUAUUCUCUACGAGAGGCCUUUACCGGGGCGGAUGCAGUACAUAUCCCUCAACCCGAUCGCGCUGGCUCUAGGCGACAAGCAUGACGGCUCCAGACAGGAACCCUCUGACAGUGGAGAGGAUGAGGACGAGAAGGAGGAACGGGCGAAGAAGGACGAAAGGCAGAAACUGGUCGAGAAACUGAAACUCCAUUCGGUUAUAAAGCGUGUACCCUCGGCCAAGGAGAAGGCUCUUGCGAAGAUCGUGAACCAGAUCAACUGGGCAUGGGAGCUCGACAGGUUGCUUCAAAAGAACGUCUCGCGCAUUGGGACGAGGCCAAAGAGGAGUUUGAGCGUCUCUGAGCGAGUUGUGGAAUCUGCGACGACCGCGAGGGACAUGGCGGUCGUGUGGUUGUGGGAAAUGGCCACGAUCUACAUCUGGCCCAUCAUCAAAAGAGCAUUUGUGCUGGUGUUGAUGUCCCACCGGAUUGCAGCCGAGAUGCUGCUGCUCAUUCUGGAGUGGAGGGCCCGGCCCAGAUACGCGGCACUGAAGGAUAUCUCAGCCACCGCCCAGCAGGUUGAAAUCCGGCUUCAGCAGUUCUGCUAUUGGCCAAUGCAGUAUGUCACUUUGAGGCAACGCAAAAACGACUGGGAGAGCGUUACCACGAGUCACCCGGACUACAUACGCUUUUACAACAGCCUCUGGCUGGUGGCCAACGAUGUGAUUAUUGGUAUCGCCCUGGGCUCUUACAUCAUCGACAACGCUGGUUGGGUUGCCGACCAAAUCAGUGGGCUCCUCAGGACAUACACCGUCGAGGCGCUGCAGAGCAGCAUAUCUUGGCUCAUGGGCUGGCCCGCAGGGUUGAAGCUCAAUACCGAGCUUGCAGCAUUUCUGGGUGACCUGUUCCUGUGGGUCAUCGACUACUGGUCGAGCUGCAUUGAAACGCUUCAACCAGCCAUGCCUCACAUAAUCCAGUUCAUCGGCUUCUCGAGCUUCGGCGGCGCGAGUAUGCCCAUCGCCCUGUUUUCGGACCUUCUCUCCAUCCUGACGGUCCACAUCUACUCCUUCUACCUCGCAUCUGCCCGGAUAUUCCACUGGCAGCUCAAUAUUCUAGUCUCCCUCUUCCACCUUUUCCGCGGCAAGAAACACAAUGUUCUCCGGAACCGUAUUGAUUCGUGCGACUACGACCUCGACCAGCUCCUCGUCGGCACCAUUUUCUUCACCCUCUUGUUCUUUCUCCUGCCGACCGUCGUGGUGUUCUACCUCAACUUUGCCAUUGCCCGCAUGGCUAUAAUUUCGCUGAAAGCAGUUUUUGAUACUCUGCUUUCUUGCUUGAACCACUUCCCCCUGUUCGCCCUCAUGUUGAGGGUCAAGGACCCCAGGAGGUUACCAGGGGGAAUUCGUUUUGAACUUCGAGAUACCCAAGAUAAUAAUAGACUUGCUGCUGUUUCUUCUCCCGAUCAUCCUACCACCUCCGUAAUCCAUCUCAAACCAAUCCCUCUAUCGUUUCGGGCCAUGUUUCACCAAUACUUCCAGAUGGCGCAGCGGAUUCGAAAGCAUUACCUGUCUCCGCGGGUUCUACUUUGCCUUUUGACCGGAAAAUUCGUCCCGCCGAUCAACAGGAAGAACUUGUACAGUCUCCAGUAUAGCAUGCUCCCGGCCCGCCGAGCUGGCAUCAUGGAGAUGUGGGAGGCCGUCAACUCACUCCCACCUCCCAAGAGGAGGGCGGCGCAGAUUCAUGUGCCGAUAUUGGCGAAUGGGAAUCGGUUUCCGAGCAACUAUGGUGGAGGGAGGCUACGUAGCUACGGCUAA
This is a messenger RNA of Phialemonium atrogriseum, 2640 nucleotides long. RefSeq lists its product as uncharacterized. The record is from RefSeq and is a predicted model, not a curated record. The coding region runs from base 1 to 2640 and encodes 879 amino acids. Gene Ontology annotation, cellular component: endoplasmic reticulum; membrane. The transcript has 12 exons. Gene Ontology annotation, biological process: GPI anchor biosynthetic process. Lineage: Eukaryota; Fungi; Ascomycota; Sordariomycetes; Cephalothecales; Cephalothecaceae.